AUGAGGGUCCUUUUCUGGAAUAUCCGAGGGUUCGGCAGGAAGGGGCGCCGAACCCUUCUCAAGGAAUACUUGCGCCUUCACCAUAUUGACGUGGUGCUGCUCCAAGAAACCAUCAAACAGGACUUUUCGGACGCUGAGCUCAGGAGCCUUGAAAUCGGGGACAAGUUCUUCUGGGACUGGCUCCCCGCUUCGGGCCAAUCGGGUGGGAUGCUCAUUGGUGUUCGUGACAUCAUGGUGUCGAACCGCACAUUGGAUAUCAUCGGAGUGUAUGGCCCGGCCGAUCACGGGCGCUCAAGGGAGUUCCUCCAAGAACUAUCGGUCAAGAUAGCUACCUCAACCAGACCACUGCUCUUGGGAGGUGACUUCAACCUCAUUCGUGCGGCAGAGGACAAAAACAACAACAACCUGAACUGGACUUUGAUCGACCUCUUCAACGACAACAUUGCUAGCUGGGGCCUUAGAGAAAUUCCUCGAACUGGGGCGAGGUUUACUUGGACAAACCGCCAACUUAACCCAGUCCGCUCAGCCCUCGACAGAGUUUUCGUCUCGCCCAACUUCGAAGCUAUCUUCCCGUUAUGCUUGCUAGCGGCAGAAACAAGUCUGGGCUCGGAUCAUACCCCUCUGGUCUUUGACACAGGGGAAGGGUUCCCUGUUCGUAGAAACCGCUUCUUCUUUGAGUCCUCCUGGUUGGAACGACCGGAGUUCAGAUCGAUAGUGCACACUUCUUGGGAAAAUCUCAGUAGCAAAGUAGGAGGCCGAGAUAUCCUUGAUUGGUGGAAUUUCAUGAGUGCGGGGCUCAGACAACAUCUCAGAGGCUGGAGUCACAAUCUGGGGCGUGACUCCAAAGAAACAAAAGCGGCGCUGCUCGCCCAAAUCACCCAGUUGGACGCACAGGCCGAUGCUGCGGGCCUCGAUGAGGAGGGAUGGGCCGCGAGAUACCACUUGGAGGAACAGCUUCUCCACCUCUAUCGGGUAGAGGAGGAAUACUGGAAGCAAAGAGGAAGAACUCACUGGACGCUCCAUGGCGAUGCAAACACUGCCUAUUUUCAUGCUGUUGCGAAUGGGCGCCGGCGCAAAUGUCACAUCUCUAAGCUUAAUACAAGUCAGGGGCCAAUCACGGAUCAGAGACUGAUUCAACAACACACCUAUGACUUCUAUCGUGAGCUGCUGGGCACCACGACAACAAGGGGUUGCGGGUUAGCCCCAGAUACCUGGGCUGGUCGACAAAGGGUGUCGCAAACUGAGAACGAUAGGCUGAUGCUUACCUUCUCUGAGGAAGAACUGGAGAACAUUGUCAAGGAUAUGAAAACGAACACUGCUCCCGGGCCGGCCGGACUGCCUAUUGUUUCCAAGGCGUACGUAGCUCGCCUUGAUCCAGUGGCCAAUAGAAUCAUCAGCGCUAACCAGACAGCAUUCAUAAAAGGCAGAAACAUCCUGGAUGGCCUGCUUGCACUCAUAGAAAUCAUCCACGAGCUGAAAUCCAAGAACUUAGGAGGGAUUCUCCUUAAGCUUGACUUUGAGAAAGCCUACGACCGAGUAAAUUGGGAUUUCCUGGCGGAGGUUCUCAGAGCUAAGGGGAACAAGCGAGGAGUGCGGCAAGGGGACCCACUCUCUUCGCUGCUGUUCAAUUUCAUCGGAAAGGCCCUUUCCGCUAUCCUUUCUGCUGCUAGGAGGGCCGGACAUAUCCAUGGGGUCAUCCCACAUCUUAUUCCAGGGGGAAUUUCACAUCUACAAUACGCCGACGACACACUUAUCCUUAUCCAAAACUCGGAUGAAGAUAUUGCGAAUCUUAAAUUCCUCCUCAUGUGCUUCGAGGACAUGUCCGGACUAAAGAUAAACUACCACAAGAGUGAAGUAAUCCUCAUGGGCCAACAGAGACAGGAGCAGACCAGAAUCACCAACAAACUGAAUUGCAAGCUGGGGGCUUUUCCCUUCAUCUACUUAGGGCUCCCUAUUUCGGACCGGAAGCUGACGCUUGAACAAUGGUUCUUCCUUGUGAGGAAACUCGCUAUCAAAGUAGAACCUUGGCUGAGGAAAUUGCUUUCCUCGGGUGGACGGCUCAUCCUCACCUACGCCUGCCUUGACAACCUACCUAUGUAUGCGAUGGGGCUCUUCCUCUUGCAUGAUGGGAUUCAUGCAAGAUUUGACUCCCACCGCUCCAAGUUCUAUUGGGAAGGGGGGCCCGAAACGUAA
Lolium perenne is the source of this 2193-nucleotide messenger RNA. NCBI's taxonomy places the organism in Eukaryota, Viridiplantae, Streptophyta, Magnoliopsida, Poales, Poaceae. The record is from RefSeq and is a predicted model, not a curated record.